Messenger RNA from Schistosoma margrebowiei, 3173 nucleotides. The record is from the annotation of a GenBank genome assembly. Lineage: Eukaryota; Metazoa; Platyhelminthes; Trematoda; Strigeidida; Schistosomatidae.
AAAUACAUAUCAGAUACAUGUGGAUGCAUAUUUGCAUAGUAGCAUAUUGUUUUCAUAUAAUCCUAUUUUUUAUCCGAAAAAGUACCUUAUCUGUUUUACUUAUAAUUUUACUACUCCAACUUAUAGUAUAGUUUGGUUUAAACAGAUAAACAUAUAAAUGGUUAGUUAUAUUCAAUUAAUUGCAUAUAUGUAAUAUUUUAGUUUGCAACACCCAGUAAAUGAAAUUGGGUGAUAGUUUUCCUGAACGUCUUGUAUAAUAAAACAAGAUAUUAAUUGAAUUUGAUAUACGUUUGAAGUAAUAAAUAAAAUAUUACUUGAACAUUGAUGUGAUCUUUGCAUAUAUUAAAUAUUGCCUCAACUUAUUAUAUAGAGAUAGAGUACAUGUAAAUAUAAAAUACCCAUAAAAACACUAAAUCGACGUUAUGUCACGACAAAUAUCUCAGAAACGUUCUGAUCAAUACCUUAAAAGACAGCAUUCAAUGAAAACGGAUGACAUGGAUAAUACUUACAUAGAAUCAUGUGAUUAUUGCUAUAAUUCAGUACAAAGACAACGUACUACUUCAAAUCCACCAAAUGAAAUACAAUCAAAUUUGGACUAUUCAACAAAACGAUAUACUAAUCAAAUGAAUACAUAUUUUUCUUCAGGAAAAUCAGUUAGUCCACAUCUUUUAAAUGUACUUAAUCCAAGUCCUAGUGCACAUUCAUCUUUAGUAGCUGUAAGUCGUGUUUCACAACAACCAUCAUUUGAAUCAUAUGAUUCAUCAAUGAGUGCAACAAGUUGGACAAGUUCAAAUGAUCCUGAUCUUAUUAUAAACACUUCACGUUUUACUAAUGAUUUACAAUCUUCAUCACCAAAUCAACAAACAACUAAUAUUAUUACAAAUUGGUCAACAUCAUCAUCAUCAUCAAUACAAGAAAGAAAUAAUACAAAAUCUACCAGUAAUAAUAGUAAUAUCGGAAAUUCUAAACAAGAUUUAAAAACAACUAAUGAAUUAAAAUCUAGUUUAAAAAGUACAAAAACCAAAGAAACAUUUCAAUCAAAGAAAAAAAAUCCAUUAUUACGUAGUAUUACAUUAGAUAAUGAUAAUGCUCGAAAUGAGAUCAAUAUUGAUCAUCCAUUAUCUUUAUCAUCAUCUACAAGUCGUUUAAAAAAAUUAUCAUUCUCAAGUCAAUCUGAUAAAAAAUUAUAUCGAUCUGAUAGAUUAUUUUCUAAAGUUUUAUCAAAAGAGUUAAUGGAUUUAAAAAUUAUUGAUAUGAAGAAAGACGGUUCUGGUGACCUGAAAUCUGUCACAACAUCCGGUCCACAAAAUAUUAAAGGAUUAUGGAAACGAGCCUUUCAUUCUUUAAAAAAAGAUAAGACUGAUAAAGAUCAAAUUAAACGUAAAGAAAAUGGUAAUCAACCAAUGGAUCCUCAAACACCAGAAGGUGAAGUUGAUCCAGUCUAUCAUUUGUUAAGAUGUGCUGCAAGUAAAAGUCAAACUACAGCUGUAGCUACAACUGGUAUAAUGAAUUCUAGAAUUAAUGCUAAAACAAAAUCCUCUGUACCUGAUACAUCUAUAACAAGUUCUAGCGAAUUCGGACAGUUUGUGAAAUCGGAUUAUAAUGAAAUAAAUUCAUAUCCUGGUUCUUUACUUCUACAAAGAGCAUCUACGAGCAUAACACUUAAACAAAACGAACCAGAUCCACGACGACCAGAUGAAUAUUUACUGGAAGGUGACAACAAUCUCAGCAUCAUCAAUAACAAUAAUAAUCAAAACAACAAAGAAAUUGGUAGUAACAUAUCACGCUUCAAUGAGUAUAAGUCGGCUAAAAGUAAUGUGUUAAUUUCUAGUAACAUGAAAUUAUCACCUCAAAAACCUGUAGCAGAACAACAAAUUGUAAAUGUAAAUGAAGCAGAACUAGCUUAUGAACAACAUAAACGAAUGAAUCCUAGACAGAAAACAGUGCGUUCUAAUCAGAAAAGUCCAGGAUUUCUUACUGAAGAUUAUCCACAAACAUUCUUUACUGGUGAUUAUGGCUAUGAAAAUGAACCGAAAUCAUUUACUUGUACAGAUGAAGUAAAAUCUCAAAAAUUAUUUCCAGGUUAUAAUCCAAAAUCAUUUUCAUCAGCAAUAAGAAAUUCCCGUGAAAAAAUGAAUGCAUCCAAUCGAAUGAAAAUGAUGUCAAUGGAAGAAACUGAAGAUGAUGAUGCUGAAGGUGAUAAUAAUAAUAAUAAUAACUAUUAUAUACAAGAAAAUGAUAAUUAUCAAGGACAAAAUACUUCUAGUACAAGUUAUUUACGUUGGAAUAAUUCAAAUCCAACAAUCUCACAAAAAUAUCCCUAUAAUUUAAGUUCAACAAGUCGAAAACCAUGUUAUAAUGAUGUAAUAUCACAGUGUCCUACACAAACAACAAACAUAGAAAAUACAGCAAAAAAGAAUCCAUUAUUAUCUACAAAAAGUUUUUCAUUGGAUGUACCACGUUUUGAUCAACCAAAUGAUACUAAUUUAACUGGUUCAGGAGGUUCAAGUCCAGGGCGUUAUUCUGAAGGAUUUCGAAAAUCUUCAAUUGUAAAACAACAUCAAUAUCUACCAUCUAGAGUUUCACCAUCAUCUUUUUCUCCAAGAAUGAAUGAACCAAUGUUUUAUACUCAUGCAACGAAAAAUAUUCCUUAUGAAGAAAAACACAUGACGGAUAUUCAUUAUCCAACUCAAAUAAAUACAAAAGAUUUAUAUAAUGUUGGCUCCUCAUAUCCUACAAAUUUGAAUGAAAGAUCACCUUCUACAUCAGGAAGACGUAGAAUCUCACCAUUUGAAAAUUAUUCAUCUCGUCCACGUUUAACAAAUACAAAUAGAAUGUUGCCGAAACCAAUUGAAAGUACAUAUGAAAGAAAUCCAUUUGCCGUCAAAAGGAAUUUUGCAUCAAAUCAAAGAAAUGAACCUAAUCUAAGAUUUUAAACAAUUACAAGCCCUAUAAUUGAACAGUCGAUGUAAUGUUGUUGUUGUAAAAAAAUAAAACAACAAUUUUACAAUAAAAACCAGAAUUCACCAUAACUACUUGACAUUUUUUAUUUUCAAGAGGAAUACAUCGAUUAAAGUAAAAAUAAUCCAUUAUUGCAUUUAGUUUUUGAUGUAAUCAAUUUUGUUAUUUUGCACAGUGUCUAUUGAAAAAUCAAAUAUAAAAUUAGACGAACU